AUGGAAAUGUUUAACCAAGCAUUCCAAGAAAGAAAUGUGAACAACAAUCGUGCUCAGGCUGUAGAUCGUGCAAUUCCAGCCAACAACCGAGAUAUUAUUAUCCUUGGAGGUUGGUAUGGGCCAGGAAACAACGAGAUAUCAAAUACAGUUGAAAAUUUUAACAUAGUCGAAGGGAAGUCAAUUUACCUACCAUCACUGAACUAUCCGCGAACAGAAUCAGCAUCAUGUGUUUCCAACGAUGUCGUCUUCAUCGCUGGCGGUUAUGAUGGUCAAGCAGGUACUGACACUAUUGAGGUUUUGAAGAUGAACCAGCAUCCUUUGCGAUGGAUGAUGUUUGAGGGUAAGUUGCCUGUAAAGUUAUUUGCUCAUGUUGCCAUUGCUCAUAAAGGAAAAUUAUUCAUUAUUGGUGGAGAUGCCCAUAAAGAAGAACGGAAAAUAUCCUAUGGCAUUUACGAAGUUUGCCUUACCCCACCAUAUAUUUCCAAGCUGCUGGCAAGAAUGCCUCGACCAAGAAGAAAUCACAGCGCAGAGCUUGUUAAUGACAAGCUAUUUAUCAUGGGAGGAACGACCACAGGCUUUAAUGAAGAUGCCAUUGACAGCGUUGUUGCUUAUGAUUUGAUCAAGAAUGAGUUCAAGCCCUGUACACCGCUACUCCAGCCUAUCCAUAGAAUGUCCACUGUUAGUUGGGGUAAUAUGGUUAUCCUUAUUGGCGGGUCGGAUAAGUAUGGCCGCAGUUUAAAUGACGUAAUUAUGUAUGACACUGAGACUGGGCAAAGUGAAAGAUUACCCUCACUGAAGCGGAAGAGGCGUGGUUGCUUUGCAGUUAUGAUAGAUGACCUCAUUGUUGUAAUGGGAGGAAAGAAUGACAAGCAAGGAUGUCUCAACUCAGUGGAAAGUUACACAAUGGGAAGCGAUCAGUGGAGAGAACUGCCAGGAAUGACUGAGAAAAGACGAUAUGCAACCGCCGUUCUAAAUCCUUGCAACUGA
Messenger RNA from Paramuricea clavata, 987 nucleotides. The record is from the annotation of a GenBank genome assembly. Lineage: Eukaryota; Metazoa; Cnidaria; Anthozoa; Malacalcyonacea; Plexauridae.